UGGGCGUGACCGGCCCGAGUUGUUUUUUUUUUUUCCAUCCGAAGAGAACAGACGAUCCUACUUGAUUGUGGUGGAAAAUUCUCGAAGUUUCUGCGUGGAUACAAAACAGAAUGGAUCCUCAGCGAAGACCGAGACUGCGGAGUAAACGCUAGACGACUGACGUCCCAUCUCUCACCGCUAAUCGGACUGAACCACACCGUAGCUAGAUGGUCAAAAUGGGCAAAGACUACUAUAGCGUCCUGGGCAUACAGAAAGGAGCGAGCGAAGAUGAAAUCAAGAAGGCGUAUCGCAAGCAGGCUCUGCGUUACCACCCGGACAAAAACAAAUCACCCCAAGCCGAAGAAAAGUUUAAAGAAGUCGCUGAAGCCUAUGACGUUCUAAGCGACCCGAAGAAGAAGGAUAUUUACGACAAAUACGGUGAAGAAGGGCUGAAGGGAGGAGGUCCCGCGGGAGGUGGCCCCGGGGGCCCCAGUUUUAGCUACACCUUCCAGGGCGACCCCCACGCCAUCUUCGCCGAGUUCUUCGGUGGGCGGAGCCCCUUCGACCAGUUCUUCUCACGGAACGGCGGGGGCAUGGACGCGGAAGACAUGGACACGGACGACCCCUUCGCGCGCUUCGGGAUGGGGGGCGGGGGCAUGGGGGGCUUCCCGCGCUCCUUCAGCUCCGGGAUGGGCGGGGGCGGCCGGCAGAUGGUGGAGAAGCACCAGGACCCGCCGGUGAUCCACGACCUCGGUGUGACCCUGGAAGAGGUGUUCUCCGGCUGCACCAAGCGAAUGAAGAUCUCCCACAAGCGGCUGAACCCGGACAGGCGCACCUCCCGGACGGAGGACAAGAUCCUGGAGGUGGAGAUCAAGAAGGGGUGGAAGGAGGGGACCAAGAUCACCUUCCCCAAAGAGGGCGACGAGACGCCCACUAACAUCCCGGCGGACAUUGUUUUUGUGGUCAAGGAUAAGCCACACCCUGUGUUCCGACGAGACGGCUCUGACAUCGUGUACCCAGCCAAGAUCUCGCUCCGAGAGGCGCUCUGUGGCUGCACCGUCCAGGCCCCCACUCUGGACGGCCGGACGGUAACCGUGUCGACGAGGGACGUGGUGCGCCCCGGGAUGAAACGGCGCAUCACGGGGGAGGGGCUUCCUCUGCCCAAGCGGCCGGACCGCCGAGGCGACUUGCUGGUGGAGUAUGAAGUCGUGUUCCCGGAGAGACUGAGUCAGAGCGCCAAGGAUACCAUCGCGCAGGUUCUCCCGUCCUAGUGGGGCCUCCCUGAGUUGGUUCGGUUAGAAGCGAUUGUCGCCACGGCGAAACACUUUUGCGUCCGUUUCGCUACGGUAUCCAGUAAAACGGACCGGGUGGCGCCGACGAACUGUUGGGAGCCCCCAGCGUGAGUAACGGCCCUCUCCCGACGGGACGCUGGCCACUCCACUCGCUUUCCGGAACAUUCUUGGCCACCUUCCGACAUCCCUGCUGGUGAUCCGUCGCGGGAGGCCGUCCACGCCCACCGCUGUGUCCUCUCAACGGGACGUGUUCAAGAAGCUGCCACUUUCCGCCAACGCUUGACAACCUGAUGACUUGAACUCUUCGGACCUCACAACAACCCGGACGUGUUUUCAGAAUAGACGAGGCGUUGUCAUCUGGGCCUGAUCCGGGACCUGUUCCUACGUCAUAACUCCAGGACUCAGAACCAGAGACCGGGGGGAUUGUUCUUCCUUUAGCAACCUGCAGUGUCCUAUAAUUUUGCUUUUCCAGCAGUGUAUAUUUCUAUGUCUGUUAUAUACAUAGGGUGUGGGCUUAAAUUGCUUCCUAUGCCCUACAAAGUGUACUUUGUAUGGCUAGUGCACUAGUUUGGGUAUAAGCAUUCGUUUGUUUAGGUUUUUUCCUCUUUUGUUGGUCAGAUUUUUUUAAGAUGGCGUCUUCUGUUAUGACAGAAAUGCUGCUGCUGGAAUGUAUAGAAAUAUGAUCUAGAGUGCAGUCAGUGACUGGCCCGUUUCUAUGCCGGAAUGUUCUUUGUUGGUUUUGUGGUUCUGUGUUUUGCACUUAGCGUGUGUGAGUUGUAGGUGUACUUUGUGUAUGUGUGUAGUUAAUGGGAAAUGAGUGGUGUAUGUGAGUUGAUUGGAUCUAUUUGUUGUGCAUGGUGUACACUGCAGAGUCAAACCCCACGCCACUGUUCGUUUCCAUAGUAACAUGUUCCUGUUACCGGUUGUCUCAGAAUGCAAAGGUC
Messenger RNA from Esox lucius (northern pike), 2215 nucleotides. RefSeq names its product DnaJ heat shock protein family (Hsp40) member B1b (gene dnajb1b). The record is from RefSeq and is a predicted model, not a curated record. Bases 207 to 1250 code for a protein of 347 amino acids. NCBI's taxonomy places the organism in Eukaryota, Metazoa, Chordata, Actinopteri, Esociformes, Esocidae. Gene Ontology annotation, molecular function: transcription corepressor activity; Hsp70 protein binding. The transcript has 4 exons. Gene Ontology annotation, cellular component: cytosol.